This is a messenger RNA of Bursaphelenchus okinawaensis, 937 nucleotides long. The record is from the annotation of a GenBank genome assembly. NCBI's taxonomy places the organism in Eukaryota, Metazoa, Nematoda, Chromadorea, Rhabditida, Aphelenchoididae.
AUGGAGCCUUCAACUUCAUCAGCCAGUGCCCCCAAACACAUUCCCAAUGUCACUGGUCAAACAGCGUCUAAACUACUCGUAAAUAGGAAACAAAACGGUAAUCCGGUCUUAAAAUACGUCAGAGCUGUAUCAUACGAAUGGUCUAACGAAAUUCGACCAGAUUACCUGUUUGGACCUUGUGGCAUACUUUAUUUGACAUUGAAAUGGCAUAAAUUACACCCUUCGUACUUGGAUACACGGCUCAAUGACUUGAAUGCCAGUGAUAUGAAGGUAAGAUAGUUCUUAGCUUUAGAGUAUUAAUUUUUGAGCGUACUGUAUACUCAUAUGUUAUAUAUAUACUGAAAUCGCUUAUAUGUAUUAUAUUAUAUUUAAGAUCCUGCUUGUUGUGAACAUGGUAGAAGAUCCAUCGUAUUUGUUGAAGGAUCUUAACAUGUUGUGUUACCGGAAUCAGUGGACGUUGAUUGUCACUCAGUCGGUCGAAGAAGCAGGAGAAUAUAUUGAAAACUUGAAAUUGAGUGAAAGAAGAAACCCAGCUGAUGCCAUCAGGGCGAUUAAUGAGUACAGAAUGAAGCGACGUAACGAUGGGAAGCCUCUAACCAUGAAGGAGAAGAACCGACAGGUCGGUAGAAUAAAACAAGACUGCUUAUAUUACUAUAAGAGAAGACGUAGUAGGGGAAAAAUUAUCUUUUUGACGUACACUUACCAAAAGAGAUAUGUAUAAUUUCAGAACUACGAAGCAGCAAUCAAGUUCUUGAGUUCGGUCAAGACCAUCACCAUAUCUGAUGCCAAGCGCCUUCUGGGUUCUUUUGGAUCUCUUCAAACCAUCUCGCAGUGUUCGAUCGAUCAGAUCAACCUCUGUCCAGGCUUGGGGCCUACCAAAUCUCAGCGAUUGUACGAAUUCUUCAGAUUACCUCUGAUCAAAAUGAAAACUAAAUAA